AUGGAUCAAAUUGAUUUCGUUCCAUCCAAAGAGGCCAUCUCCACACAAAUCAAAAACUUUCAAUCAGAUUCCACCCUCCAAUGGCUCUUCUUUGCCUAUCAAGAAUUAGAUGCUUCCAACAACAAUAACAAAUCAAAAGGAGUUUCCAACAAGAUUGAAAUCUCACGCACAGGACAUGAACCUCUUGACAAGACUCAACUCGAACAACUUCGCAAUACAUCCUCUGCUCAAGAAUCCAUCACUGGUUAUUUGACACCUUUCAGUUUCAAUUACUUUAUUGCUCGUAUUGAUGCUAAUCGUUAUAUUUUCAUCAAUUGGAUCGGAACCAAAACUAAAACUCUCAUGAAAACUCGUGCCAUGACUCAUCGAAUGGAAAUUAAAUCAUUGGCAGAAAAGUUGCUUUCCAUGAAUUUUGUAUUCGAUCACAAUGGUGUCGAUGAAUUUGACAAGUUGAUUCGUAUUGUGGAAGAAUCUCAAAAGUUUGAAUUUGAAAAUAUGAAAGACAAGACUCCAACGAGUAGUAGUAGUAGUACUAGCUCUACCUUCUCUGCAGUUGCUUCCAAUUAUCAAUCAGUAGUGACUUCUCCUCGUUCUGCUGCAACUUCUUCAUCGAACAGUAGUGCUGGCAUGACCACUAGUACUAAUAGCUCGAGUGUCACUAGCAAUUCAAGUCACAGCUCCACACAGAGUGCUCAAAAAUCAUCCACUCUCAUGAAUCGUUACAAUCCUUCGGUAUCAGCUGCUUCGUCAUCAAGUAGCUCUUCUUCUGAAGAGGCUCUUUUACACAAUCGAAGACAUCAACGUACAAGUAGUAAGCCACCAAAACUCGGACUUGCUGCCAUCAUGAGACAGGUGUUAAAAAUUGAUGAAAGUAAUAUUCAACCCUUGUUGAAAUCUCGUUCCUUUGCUUGGCUCUUGUUGGGAUACAAUUCUGAUGGAUUAUGUCAAAUAGAAGGACAAGGCCAAGAACAAAAUGUUUUUCCUUCCGCAUUGUUUGAUGCACUCAAAGAAGACGAUAUGCAAUACAUUAUUUUGAAAUGGAUAUUGUCCAAUACUGGAUACGGAGGAGAUGUUGAAAAGACUUACUUUUUGUCAUUUGUUGGAAGUGCUGUGAACUCGGUUCGUCGUGGUAAAGUGAAUCAACACAAACAAGAAGUUUAUGACUUUAUUAACAAACAUUUCCAAUUGGGAGGUGAAGUCACCAUUACCAAUGAAGAUGAAUUAACUGUAGAUUAUAUUCAAAAUUUAAUGUUAGGUAACAGAAGUGCUGUUCCUGUUGCUGUGACUGAUUGGGGUACUCCAAAGUAUGUUCCUCCUCCAUCGGAAGCUAUUCACACUGAGAUUCCAUUAUUGAAAUCUCCAAGAAGCGAUCCAUUAAGAUCUCCAAGAAAGGAUUCUCAUCUUAAAUCUCCAAGAAAAAGUUCCAUGAAAUCUAAGGACACAUCCACCACUACAACCACAGAUUCUACUGACUCAGGUUCUUCUUCUGCUCCAUUACCAAGAAAGGGAAGUGAAAUUUUGAGCAAGAUUAAACUCGGUUAUAAGGAAGGUAAAUUGAAGGGAAUUAAGGUGAGAACUCCUGAAGAUGUUGAUCAACCCCCUGCAUUGACAACUACCAAUGCUUCACAAAAUGCUUCCAAUGAGGGUACCAUUCCAUCUCCAACAUCCAGAACGGACUCUCCCAACAGCGCAAGAAGGAAAAAAUCCGUUCACAAAGGAGGUGUCCAUAACUUUUCGAUGGACAAUAUGGAUAAGCUCACUAGAAAUUUGAUCAAAAAGAAAGAUCCAAAGAGAGUGACUGCUUUGGUCUAUGGUCAAAAUUCAAUUAGAAUUGAGGAUGAGGAAAGAGCCAUUGAUAAAUUGUAUGACUUGAAAGAGCCACUUGAAUUGGAUACCAUGUGGGUUCUUUUCGGAUAUCCUAAUGAGAAAUCUCUCAAUAUUUUAACAGUAGCUGAUAGUGGAUCAAAACCACUUCCAAACGAUUCGGAGACCAUUGAAAAGCAUUUACAGGAUGAUGCUGUCAAAUAUUUUGUUCACAAAUACUAUGUUGAAAGAAAUUCGAGAAUUGAAGCCAAAUUCAGAAUUAUCAUUUGGAGAGGAAAAGGAGUUAGAUCUUAUUUUAAGGCCAUUUGUACGAACCAUGCGAUGAAACUCUCUUCAUCUAUUAAUGCUGUCAUUCCAAACGUUGAUGCUGAGCCACUUGUUUUCACAGAAGUCACAUCUGUGAAAGAUGCUAAAAUUGCACUCGAAAGUGCUGGUACACCGCUCGAGCCAGAAGUUGCUGUCAAGAAAUUACAGGAAAAGUUUGCACAAGCAGCUGAACGUGAGAAAACUCCAGUGACUUCACCUUCGAAUCGCAGUGCAGCAAGAAGAGUUUCCAUGAAGAAGGCAGGUUAUGACACUGGAAUUGGAGGUGGCUUAAAGGUUCUCAAUGAAGAUGAUUUGAUUGAUAGCAUGAAGGAACUGCAAAGUGAUUCCAAUGACAUUUCUUGGGUCAUGAUUUCUUACAAGGAUUCCAAGACUUUACAAUUGGAAGAUAAGGGAACUGGUACUGCUGAAUCAUUUAAAUCUAAAUUGACAGAUGACAAGGUCUUUUACAUUUUGUACAAACAAUUUUUGGAAGAAUUGGGAGGAGCUCCAAAAGCAAUUCUUAUUGCUUGGGUAGGUCAAGAUGUGAAACCAAUGGCUAAAGCAUCAACCACUCCACACCGUAUUGCACUCUUCAAGUAUUGCUUACGUCAUGUCUCCUUGUCAAGUGAAUAUCAACCAAUUAGUAUCAAUGAAUUAGAUAACGACUCGAUUUUUGGAAAAGUUUCUGGAGGAUCAAAGGGUUCAGCAACUGCUGGUGUAAUUUCCAAGUCCUUUGGUGGUAAGAGUCAAUCUUUGACCCUAGUCAACGAAACGACCAUUAUGGAAGCCAUUCAAGAUUUGAAGGAUGACAACACUCCAACCAAUUGGAUCAAACUUGGUUAUAAUGGAUCAAAUUCUCUUCAAUUUGAAGAGAAAGACCUAUGUCGAACACAGUCCAAGAUUGCACUCAUUACUUGGGUUGGUACUGGAGUCACGGCUGGUACUGCCAAAGCUCGAGCUACUACUCAUCAACUUGAAUUAGAAUCAAUCACAAAGAAAGUGACACCUGUUGCUGCAUUGUAUCAAGCUCUUGAAAGAGAAGAACUUAAAGAAGAAUUGAUUCACAAGAAAGUUGCAGGUUCUGCCAUUAUUUCAGCUCCAACAGCUGUUUCAAAGGGCAACUUUGGAGGUAGAGAUUCGAAUUUAAAGUUUGACGAUGAUCAAGCAGUUCUUGAGGCAUUUAAGGAAUUGAGAGGAAAUAGUGGUAUUCGAUGGCUAUUGUUUGAAUAUGUUCCUGGAAAUCAAUAUACAGUGAGUGUGACACACAGAGGAAAAGGAGGUGUGAAAAACUUUAAACAAUAUCUCACCAAUGACACUGUCUGUUAUGUGGUCAUGCGUUUGACAUUUAUGGAAUAUUCUGAUAUUGCAAAGGCCAUUGUUGUGACAUGGGUUGGUGAAAAUGCUCCAAGUUUCCAAAAAGCUCUCUCUGGUGGUCACAGAAUUAAUUUAUACGAAUUUACAAGAAAACAAAUCUCAGUUGGUGGUGAAUAUCAACCCGAAAGCACUGAAUCUUUGACCGAUGAAGAUUUACUUUCUAAAAUUACUGGAACCAAGAAUGACAAUGCAGGAGAUGCUUUGGAAGAAAAGAUUCAACAACAAAGAACCUUUGAAAGAGAACGUAUUGUUCAAGUUCAACCAACCAUUGAAGUCAAAGACGCUAAACAAUACACUGGAGAAUUUAAAGAUAUUGAAUUCAAUGGCAAAGAAGACAUUAAGAAAGCUCUUGCAAAUUUGGCUGAAAAGUGUCGAAAUGAACAACAUGAUAAGGCACUUGAAAAUGCAAGUGUGAAUUACAUCAAGAUGAAACUCACUGGAAAGGAGCUUCGUGAUGUCAUGGUUGAGGAAUCUGGAGAUAAUGCUCUGACGAUGAAUGGAGAGAACAUCAUUUAA
Messenger RNA from Naegleria lovaniensis, 4020 nucleotides. RefSeq lists its product as uncharacterized. The record is from RefSeq and is a predicted model, not a curated record. Gene Ontology annotation, cellular component: cortical actin cytoskeleton; plasma membrane; site of polarized growth. The transcript is spliced from 2 exons. Bases 1 to 4020 code for a protein of 1339 amino acids. Gene Ontology annotation, molecular function: actin filament binding. Lineage: Eukaryota; Heterolobosea; Eutetramitea; Acrasida; Naegleriidae. Gene Ontology annotation, biological process: regulation of actin filament polymerization.